AUGGUACGCGUUGCAGCGGCAUCGCGCAAGAAGAAGCCACGUUUGCUUUCGCUGCUGGCAGUGUCCUGGGCGUGCUUGCAGACAGCGCAGCCGUUGUGGGCUUUGGUUGGGCCAAUUGUGAGGUGCUCAUCGCGAUCUUCGUCUUCGACAUCUUCAAGCAUAUCGACAGGUCCUCAUCGUCAACUUCGUCCUCUUCGAGUGUCUCCUCGCCGAGCUCUUCAGGAGGCUUCGGAGCCUUCGGAAAGUGAGGACGACGAAGAUAAGGAGCAGGCUGCCUCUGCGCAGACCGCCGACCCGGUCGAAGAUGCCCCCAAGGACGAGCAGCUGCAGAAGACAGCUCUGAAGAACGAGGAUUUGGACCAACGAGUCCGAAGACUGGCCAUUGGUGAGAUGGAAACAGCACAGCAAGCUGUCAAAACCCUGACAGCGGCUGUCCAAACCCUGACAGCGUUGUGGCUUGAAGAACGUCAAGCCGGACCCAGCGACGAGGCCAAUGCGCUCAAGAAGGAGCUCGAGGAGGCCAAGAAGGAGCUCGAGGAGGCCAAGAAGGAGCUCAGGGAUGCCGAGCAGAAGUACGAGCGACCUGGGUUCUUAGUGCUUUUUGGCACGCGGACCUUGCCGAGCACUGGGGUUCCGGCAAGACGAGUGCAGGCAGGAUCUACUCUUCUGAAGGACUUUGUCGGCGAGCUUCCCGAUCUUGACCAACGCUUCUUGGAUGGACGCAUCAACAACAAAGAAGAUCGUUCGUUCUUGGAGAGGGAGACAGUUGUGGACCAGGUUUUGGCUGAGAUGAACAAGACGACCGAGACAAAAGGGUUGUAUAAGCCUAGGCUCGUUGCUCUUUGGAGCCCUAGGGGCACGGGCAAGACAUCGCUAGUUCGACACCUCGCGCAAAGCAAGCAGUAUGCCGACAGCCGCAGAUGUGGACGGCUGCUGGUGUUCGAUGCACUUGAGCUAGAGCAACACUUGAGCACGGAUGCUGACACGCUGGUGUCGGCCAUCAUCAUUUGGCAUCUUCUGCAGAUCUUCCACGACUACACUGUGGAAGUUGCGCCGGGGCAAAACGUCGUUUUUGAGCGCAGGGACUUUGGUCCUGUGUUGCAGCUUCUGGAGCAGAGCCGCUCGACUCCAACCCCAUCAGGUGACAGCGUUCUGUCGUGGAUUGCGUCCUGUUGUAAGAGCAAACGCGAUGUGUUCGAACAGUGGCUGUCAAUUACCGAACAAACAUUAGCGGCGCCAAAAGACUGCCCUCGUCUGUUUUUCUUGGAUCAGGCAGAACUCCUUGCGAGCGAAAGCAAGGGACGGAGCAGCCAGGGAGGACAAAAGUCAACGCUUACGGACAUUUUUUCAAGGCUUCCCCAGCAGAUGGCCUGCUUCUGUACAGGCACACUGAACCUGAUAAAGGAUCGCCCGGCCAAACAGUACACAAAGCUUGUCGUCUGUGGCUUAGCAGCGCUUGCACCACUGUCUCGAGACGCUGCUGACCUGGCCAUGAAACACUGGAACGGGACGCAGUAUGAGGAGAAUGUGCUCAACCAAAUUGUGCUUUUCUCGGGUGGAGUUCCUCGACUGUUGCGGUAUGCUUCCGAGACGAGCGGAGUCUUGAGGUCAACCGCACAAGCGGCGCUGAAUGAAAUGUCGUGGUGCCUCGAGGAGUCGUAUGGGUCUGCCGGACGUUUUUUUUCUGACCCAGACAUUGCUUCAUCACUGGUUCUUUGCUCGGCCGUUCGGUGGCCGACAGCAGAUACCGGUCUUUAUAGUACUGUGCCUGGAACAUCUACAGCAUGGUCGGAGAUUUUCAAUGCAGGAGCGGCAUUUCCAGCUAACAACUCAGUACUGGUUCCACGGGUUUGGUGGUGUUCUGACAAAGUGGUCCGCCAGCAGCUUGAGGAUGCGUUGAAGGCCUUGAACAUCUGUCUGGAUCGUCUCCUGCCAGAUUCCUUGCAGUUGGUAUCGCAAAACAGCCAGGGGAGCCUUGCGAGGGGAAAGCCGUGGGAAGAGCUGGUUGCACAUUCCCUAGCGGCACGGUUCCGCCUUUAUUGCAUGCAACGCAAAUGUACCGGCAACAACACCUGGGCUCCCUUCCUGGAGAUCUAUCCGACAGACAACGCACAUUUGCAAAUGGUGUUGGAACCAUUUGAGGUUUGCUGGAGGAAUGGGGUAUCGUACCCACAGAGUGAAGCUAGUGUCUCAGACGCUGCUGGACAUGCUAUUAUGUGCAAUGUUCCGUUUCGGAAUGCUCACCAUGACUUGUUGAUUCCCGUGAAGCGGGUGAAGUGUGGUACGUGUGAGUACAUUGCAGCCCAGUGUCGGUAUGGAGUCAAGAAAACUGCAAAGGACCUGAACGACACAUGCCAAGACAAGGCUAGAAAGCCGAAGAAAAAUGAAACCCGAGAUACCCUUCCGGACAUGCCAAACGUGCUUCUCCAAAUAUGUCCCGAGACUGAAGGUGCUCAGCCGUUUGAGGCAGGUACUUCGUGGGCAAAACGCCAAGGCGAAUACAGAUACAGUCUCAUGAGUUGCAAAAGCAUACUCGCGCAACUGGAUGUGCUGCGCCUUCUGUGA
This is a messenger RNA of Symbiodinium natans, 2565 nucleotides long. NCBI's taxonomy places the organism in Eukaryota, Dinophyceae, Suessiales, Symbiodiniaceae. The record is from the annotation of a GenBank genome assembly.